Hemiscyllium ocellatum (epaulette shark) is the source of this 2164-nucleotide messenger RNA. RefSeq names its product myoglobin (gene mb). Gene Ontology annotation, molecular function: heme binding; oxygen binding. Gene Ontology annotation, biological process: oxygen transport. Bases 41 to 490 code for a protein of 149 amino acids. The transcript is spliced from 3 exons. NCBI's taxonomy places the organism in Eukaryota, Metazoa, Chordata, Chondrichthyes, Orectolobiformes, Hemiscylliidae. The record is from RefSeq and is a predicted model, not a curated record. Gene Ontology annotation, cellular component: extracellular exosome.
UUGUUUGGAGCAUAAAGGUCUUUACACUGAGGUCUGAAGAAUGAGUGACUGGGAGAACGUCAAUACGGUCUGGAGUGCGGUGGAGCCAAACAUAACUACCGUCGGGCAGAAUAUUCUACUGCGAUUAUUCAAGGAACACCCGGACACCAAAGCUUUUUUCCCCAAGUUUAAGGAUAUCCCUCUGGAACAGCUGGGGAACAAUGAGGACCUUCGCAAACAUGGAACCACCGUUCUCCGGGCUCUUGGCAAUAUUUUUAGACAGAAGGGGAACCACAGUGUCAAUGUGAAGGAACUUGCAGACACUCAUAUCAACAAGCACAAAAUCCCACCUUAUAACUUCACUUUAAUCACCACCGUUGCUUUGGUCAUCUUGACUGAGAUGUACCCGGGUGAAAUGACUAAACCGAUGCAGGAUUCGUUCUCGAAGGUUUUCAAAAUCAUCUGCUCUGACCUCGAGCAAUUGUACAAGGCGGCUAACUUCCAAGGUUAAAGAGAGCAGUGGGCACUCCUGAGCCUGGAUCAUAGCGAAUGGCACGGAAAUUGCAACGUGUAGUUUAUCUGUAACAGCUUGGUAGUGGUGGUUACACAGCUAUUAAUAUUUACGCAGUGACUUCUUCCACAUGUAACAAACGUGUGCAAAUUCAGUUAGAUAAUGAAAUAUUAACCUUUGCUUCUAUGUGAAUUCUUACCCAUUCUUCCACUUUGAAGACCCCUAGGUUCCCAGGAAAUCCUCACUCCACUAUGGGACAUUCUACUACUGAAUUCCAAAAUAGGGUUCAAACUCUUAAUUCGACUUUGUACAAGGCUCCAAACCUGCUUUACCAGUCAGUGAGAUCACAGCUCAUAGUGGGGCAUCAGUGCUAAUUGGCUGCACCAUCCCCAUAUCCCUCAAUUGCCCGAGUCAUAGUCAUAGAGAUGUACAGCAUGGAAACAGACCCUUCGGUCCAACCCGUCCAUGCCGACCAGAUAUCCCAACCCUGCCUAAAAUGCAGUACACUUUUCUAAGUUUGCAGCUUAAAUCCAAAUUGUUGAUGCUGCAGUGCCACGGCUCCAGCUGUUGUAUUGUGAUGCCAAGACCCAGGUCCUUCCCUUAACUUAGAGGGAUUUUAGGAUCUGCUCUUCAAACGUGAAUUAUCCGAGAGGAUUUAAUUUCCUGGGUCAUUUUUGCUUCUGACUUAACACUCUCAGCAUUUUCAGAUGUAGGAUAAUUCAAAUCCUGAAACAUCUGGAAGAUGCUGUGACUGUGCAGAUUGGGAGAUUUAAAAACAGUCAGUGCUAUUGGCUGUGACCUGUCGCUGUCUCCAUCGGAGAUUGGCAAGGGCGCCGUGAUUAUAGGGUUAGCGAUCUCAGAGCAACAACAGCUCAUUGUAACCCGAGCCAUUACAUUCAGCUGCUAUUACAUGGGGAGUCUGCACCUGGGUGCUAGGGUUCAGAUUUUGUGAUCCUCCCCCGUUGGAUGAGAAAUCCAGUGAGAUCCAGUGACAUUGUACACAACUCAUCAAUGAGAUAUGAAAUUACCCACAGAAAUGCUGUGAACACAGUUUUGCACACUCCGGCCCAAAGCUUAACAGGUACCAGGAGGAUCAAGUCCAGUUUAGAGAUGCCGGUGUUGGACUGGGGUGUACAAAGUUAAAACUCACACAACACCUGGUUAUAGUCCAACAGGUUUAUAUGGAAGCACUAUGGUUAUACCACCUGAUGAAGGAGGAGCGCUUCCAAAUAAACCUGUUGGACUAUAACCUGGUGUUGUGUGAUUUUUAAUUUUGAUCAAAUUAGAGUUUGUUCGGCGUACUGCUUGUGUAUUUUACAGAUACUCCAUCCCAGGUCAGAAAGUUUUGAGCAGUAAAUUUCAAUGGGUGGGCCAUUGGUGAUUACAUGGGGGGAGUACAUACAUCUUUAUAUUCUAUGGAAAUAGCCCACAGAGGAUUGUUUUAGUUAAAUAAUGCAUCACUUAACAAUUGAUGUAUUGUGCCUUGUGCAGAGCUGUUCAAAAGAGUAUUUCUACUCAUGGGAAGAAUGGGAACAAAAAUGGCCAAGUUGCCUCGGUUUCUGUGUUGGACUUUUGAGAUUUGGACUGACCUUGUUUAGAUAGGAAGGAUCUCACACAAAGUUUAUUAAUCAAAUUGUACAUGAAAAGUUUUAAUAAAGAUUACACUCUGCUGUA